AGAGUUGAGGGCCAGCCAGGGCUACAUAAUUAGUUCCAGGGCAGCUUGAACUGAAUUUAUGCCGUGAGAUCCUGUCUUAAACAAACAAACAAACAACCUAUUAAUUUGGGUUGGCUUAAAAAUCUGAAUUUAAAAUGUGAAAUGGAGAAGCAAAAAGACCCAUAGGGAAGAAUCCAAAUAGAAGAGGGUCAAACUGUGCACUAGGGUGGUGGCUUCUGGAUCUUCAGAAAGUUUUGGAUGAUUUAUCAGUUUGGGAGCAGCAAAGAGGUACAGAGGAUCAGAGGUACGGACCCACCCGCUGAGAUCUCCUGAACUCACUAACUCUCCUUGAGAACUUUUAUUACCAGUAUUGGGUUUGUUUCUGACGCUUUUGCUCACAGAGCACCGAAGACAGGAAGGCAUUUUCAUGGACAACAACCAAAUCAGGGUUCACGUUUUCUGGAACAUUGCAUCUCCCUGCCCUGCCUUGGUCCCUUCCCUGAAGCACGUGUGGAUGGAACCCUGUAGAUAUGAACACACCUGCUAAUGCUAAAUACCUGUGAACUCCAUGAUCCCCUCCUGACAUUAGAAAGACCAUCAGAAAGACACAGAGUGGUGGCCUCUGAGAACGAGCUCAUUUCCUUUGGUCUUGGCCCUGCCCUUCCUGAUCAAGGUCCACAAUGGAGACCCUCUCCCAGGACUCUUUGCUGGAAUGUCAGAUCUGUUUCAAUUAUUACAGUCCUCGGCGAAGGCCCAAGUUGCUGGAUUGCAAACACACCUGCUGCUCAGUGUGCCUCCAGCAGAUGAGGACAAGCCAGAAGGAUGUGAGGUGCCCCUGGUGUCGAGGCAUCACCAAGCUGCCUCCAGGCUUCUCUGUUUCACAGCUCCCAGAUGACCCUGAGGUCCUGGCCGUGAUUGCCAUUCCGCACACUUCUGAGCACACCCCUGUUUUCAUCAAACUUCCCAGCAAUGGGUGCUACAUGCUGCCUCUGCCUAUCUCUAAGGAGCGCACAUUGCUGCCUGGAGACAUGGGCUGCCGCCUGCUGCCUGGAAGCCAGCAGAAGUCUGUCACGGUGGUGACCAUCCCUGCUGAACAGCAGCCCUUGCAAGGAGGGGCUCCCCAGGAGGUGGCGGAGGAGGAGCCAGAUAGGCGGGGUGUGGUGAAAAGCUCCACCUGGUCUGGUGUGUGCACUGUCAUCCUGGUGGCCUGCGUCUUGGUCUUCCUCCUGGGCAUCGUGCUCCACAACAUGUCUUGCAUUUCUAAGCGUUUCACUGUGAUAUCCUGUGGCUGAUGUGGGGUGCAAGGGAAUUUCUUUUGGGUGCCAACUUAGAGGUUGAGCAGGUGUUGGUGACUGGAUCCCGGUGAGAAAAUGGGGGGGGUUGGCACUGACCAUUUGGUGCCAAGUGCUGUCCUCUGGGUUGCCACUUGAUUCACCAAAAGACUGAUGCCAAGGGCGGAAGUUGCAGUCUCAACAAGAUUCCAGGAGAAUUGUUCUGAGAAUUGAUGGCAACAGCUUUGAAGAUGAUUGCAUGCAUCCUCAUACUCAUGUAUAAAAUGGGCUGUAAUUUAUGAUUUUUUCAGGAUCAUGUUACAAGAUAGACAUAUUCUACUUAGACCUUCAACUGUACACAUGCGUACAAUGUGAUCUCUUAAAGCGGUAGAUUAAAACAAAGAUGCUGUGCAUACAAGUAGAAUUAAACCUUGAAUCCAUGUGAAAAUUCAGUGAAGACAUACAGUACUGGCUUCUUUGCUUUUUGUUUUUUUUAAUGAAACCGAGUCUUCAUUUAGUUAAGGCUUUAUAUACAUUUUGAAUGGCACCCAAAUCAAAAUAAGUGAAACAGACUGUUGUUUUUUCAGAGAAAAUAUUUGAACAAGUGUCUCCAGUGUGUUGUGUUUUGUCAUGUACCUUCCUUUUUCUUCACUUGUGAUUAGAGCUUGCUACAUGUUUAUUAAAUGGAAAGCCCAACAGGGGAGCAAUAAACCGAGAAAUAAUGAGAAAUGCCUGAUCCCACAGGAAACCUGUAUGCCAAUUUUUCUCAAGCCAUCUCACAAAAUAAGAAUUUAAAAUGUAAAUAUUGUGUAUUUGUGUAUAUGUGUGUGAGUGUGUGUACUUUGAUUUACCUCAGGUUGUUGAGUCUGUUUAGGAGAAUCCUGGGAUAAGACUUUGUGGGUGUGAAUGUGUCACAGUGGUCACCUUGUGGGCACCUGUCCUUCCAGUGAGGUGCUUUUUUCCAUGUCACCUCUAGCAUUCACUCCUCUGCUUUAUGUUAAGUCCUGUAUUUUGUAAGGCACAAUGGAGAGUGAGAGAAGAGCUUGGCUUUUCUUCAGUUGAGGUAUUGUCAAAGCCAUUGAGUGGUGUUAACCAGUGGCAAACCUGCAAGGGCAUUUUAAUCAACAGUCUGUGGUUAUUUUUCAAAAACGUUGUUAUAAGAGAGUUAAACGCUUUUUGAAUUCCUGUUUCCUCUUGUUGGUACAAAGCAAGAUCUUUUGUAUUUCAAAAUAUGUUUUUAUUGAGAAAAGUGACAAGAUACAUUAACAACUCACAUUCCAAUGUAAGUGGACCAGUUCCUCAUGAAUGCUCGGCUAUUCUUAUUUUAGUACAUGUGCUGCCGAAGUGAGCACAAACUAUUCUUAAAUGUGUGAUGGUAUAUGGAUGCUCAUGAUGAAAGUCCUUCUAGCAGUAAAUGGUAAAUUCCUAUCCCUGAGCACGUAUGCAUUCAGAAGUAGAUAUGUGCUAUAUAGUUUAUUUUAAUUCCUUUUGUGGAAUUCAGGAAGCAAGUGCUAUGUGUCAAGGACUCUACUCAAAUAAAUAUAUGUUAAGUUUCAUUGAAUCCCUGAAAAUGGUGACAAAGGUGGUGGUGGUUGGGGGCAAUAAGGGAAAGAUAAGUAGCGACUAGUUAUAAAAAAGCAAGGUUAGAAAAUAGCCCCAUAAAAUUGAGACAACCUAAUUAUAAGCUAUUAUCUUUAAACAGCGGAAUUAGUGUGAAAUAAAACAACAACAACAAAAAACCCUAGAAUACAGAGCUAAGACUUAAUUGGCAUGAUAAUUCAAUUUAAAUUAUGAACUCUGUUUUUUCAAAUCUUUCAAGUUUGUCAUAAGACCUUUAGAAAAUGUAUUUGAAAGCUCAAACUAGAAAUUAGGUUAAAAUGCAAUUUUAUUGUGUAAGCUAUUGGACAUUAUACAACAAAUAACCUAAGAUUUAUUUGGUAUUAAUAAUUUAGGUAUAUUAGCUGAAUACUAUCCUCUAUUACGUAACAUAAUAUACUGUUGGGUUAGUGUCAGUUUCUCAACUCCCAGGCUGCUGCAAUGCACAUCUGACCUAAUUUCUAUGUCUCUCGGAGGAAAAAAAAUUCAGAGAAAUGUUGUAUUAAGGAUGGUGCAUUUCAGACAGACUUUACCUUUGCAAUUUUAAGCCAUGCCGUAGUCAAAUUAAUUUUGUGAAUGAUAUCUGCAUACAUUUAUGUACAGUAUGAAAUGACCGACCCUGUAGUAUAGUAUGUGAUAGAAUUCUACUUGUUUAGUAGGUUACAUAUAGACACUAAUAUGUGUGAUGAUACAGUGUCCUGUGUUUCUUAGUGCAAAGCUGUAAAGUAAAAAUGUCCACUGAACUUUUACUUAAAAACUGUCCUGUGUUAGAGCUGCCGUUAAGCAGUACAAAAUUAAUGGCUCUCUGGUAGAUUCCUGACCUUACAAUUUAAUAAUAACAGCCCAAAUCAGAAUUUUCUGUGCAAGUUUUAAUGCUGUAUGACACAUUAUUUAAAUUGUUUAUGUGAAUUCUGCUUGUAGUUUGUUGUCAGGAUGUACAUUCUUGUGUGGGGGUUGAGUAGAGGAGGGAGAGAGGGAGGGAGCUGUUUCAGCCUGCUGGAAAGAAUUUUUUACAUGCUUAAUGAUGUUUUGAUGUUAUUUGGCAUCCCAUUGCUUUGGCCUCUUCUGGCAUGUUUCCACAACACUAACAACCUAUCUCUCCCAUGUGACAAAAGGCCAGUCACACAAAUGGCCAGAAUGCAUAGUUUCAUAUGAGUGAAGUCACAAUUGAAAAAAAAAAAGCACAAGAUGUUAGAGCUGUGGGCAGCUUCUGUUGGUUUCAUUUUUGUAGAUGAGUCCAUGGAGGCCAGAGAGGAGCAUGGAAGAUUGUAAUUCUGUUGUAAAGGGGGUGGGGCCGAGAACUGUGCAUUAAUGUGCCCUCUUGUCCCUUCCUAGAUCCAUUGGCAUUUCUGUCUGGAUAGAAUUCUUUUCAGGGUUGAUGACUACCCUUUAUUAUGUCAACUAUUGCUUAAAGGGUUGUUUUGUAGAUCUUAUUUCCUUAUUUUAGUUAGCUAUCUCUCUGAGAAAUAAAUGGAGAUUGAUUUAGGGAUCAGUAUAGAUAUCUAAAGAAAACUAUCAAACCACGUGAUGUGAAUUUUUAAAAUUGAAAAGCAUUGGCCCAUCCUCUCCCCCGUAAGUUAAAGACAAUGAGUGUUAUGUAAAUAGUAAACUAUAUGAAGCAUGAAUUUUCAUCCUUAUUAAUGAUCCUGACAUAAGCCAGAGAAUCCUUAAUAUGUUAAGUAGAGCCACGUGUGGCCACCAAAAACAUUGUCUUUAGAAAAAUUCUGUAUAAUGACCUGGGGCCAUAAGUUGUGAUGAAAAUCAAAUUGGUUCUGAGUUCCAGUCAUACUUCAUGAUCAGAAAGCUCUGAUGUAUUUUCUUUAAAAAUAAAAUUAAGUUUAUUCUUGUGUAUGACUUACAGAGUGGGUCCCUUGGAGGUUCAACUGUGUGCUGGUGCAGCCCUUGAGAUUUUUUUAGAUCAGUGCUAUUCAGUAGAACUUUCUUGAAUGAUGAAAAUAUUCUAUAACCAGUACUGUCCAAUAUCAUAGUCAUAAGCUACAUUGGCUCUUAGGGAAUUAAAGUCGGGACAAUAUAGCUGAUGAGCUGGUGUCUAAAUUUUAUUUAAUUAAUUUAAUAGUCCCAUGUGGCUAAUGGCUACCAUAGUGGCUACUGGCCAAGGUGUUUGUAAUAUAACAGUGAGGCUAAGGAGAGAGCUUUUGAGCUAGGAACAUGCAGUUUGCCAAAAGAAAAAUUUCUUUCUGGGCUUACAAAGUAUGGGAUCAAGUACUACAGUAAACAUUCAGAGAUGGCCCUUUGGGGUUAUUGAUAACUUUGGACGAAGGAAUAGUUGGUGAAACUUAACAACUGCUUUAUUAAGCUCCUUUUCUGGGACCAUUAGCUGCAUGUGAACCUAUUGUUCAAAAAUAGUAGUUAGACAAUAGCUGUAAAGUGUUUGACUUGCAAGCUGUGCAUGCUCUGUACUGUGAAAUUGUGUUUAGGGUCUUCUGGCCAGACAGUACUUGUUACUGGAAAAAAAAAAGUCCAAUGAAAACCCUCUUCACUUCCAGUAUUUUACCUAAACUUCAUCGCUGCAAUAGUAAGGUGCGAAAUCUAAGAGCAAGCUUAUUUUGCGGUGUUCAGAGUGUUUUUGUCUGCCCUUGAAGUCUGCUAGCUUGUCAUUGUAUUUGGUGUGGACAUAUUGGGCAUCAUUUUUCAGAUGUCAGACUAAAAUGUAGGUACUAUUUUUAGAGUGGGAUUUGACAUUGUUUAGUAUCUCUCUUUUUAAUUUUAGUUAUCACUAAAAUAUUUGAAGCACAAAGCACUUUAAAACAUUUUUUUACAGUUAAUAAACCAUUGCCCAAUGGAAUUUAAAGAAUGGGAGGUUAUUAAGCUACAGGAACUGGUUUUUAAAUGAGUAAAGGGAAGAAGAAAAUCCAGUUUGAGACAUUUUCAUAUCAGAUUCUUAUUGUUGUCUGGUAUUUAUUCCAGUCUAGAUUUUGAUUUAGAGAUUUCUCAUUUCUUGAUUUAAAAAUCUGGACUGUGUCAAAAUUGAUUUUCAUUAUUCCCCAAAUGUAAUAUAAACCAAAUACAUUUGCUAUACAACAGAAGUGGGAUUUUUAUUCUAGAACUUGUCAGUAGGCAUGACUGUUCUUUUUAGCCUAUCUUUAAGAUUGCAGUUAAAAUUUUUUUCAAAAUGGUGGUUUUUCUUCAGACUUAAUUAGAAAUCCAAAGUUUAUUUGUAUGAGAGGAAUGGUAGGCAAAAAUACUGCAAUUUCUACCUUCCCAUAGAAAAGUGAUGCUGCCUACCAGGCGUCAUUUUGCUUCCACAUGAAAAUGUUGGUCAGUCGUUUUGUCAUCCUUGACCUAAAUGGAGAAGUUGUUCCUUGACAUUUCCAUCAUUCUCAGUAAAGCAUCAUCCACAAGGUAAUCCUUACCCAUACAGAAACUAAAGAAGAAUGAGGUCACCAAAAUAAUUCAGUGACUGCUUUGAAAGUAAUAGUCUAUUUCAAAAGCAAUGAUGCUCAGUUGCUAGAUUUUGUUCAACAUGAAAUACUUCUCAAAAAUAAGUUGAGAUUCAAUUGAUUUUUCUGACACAAUUGACUUACUAUCCAUAUACAAACAUAUGAUUUUGAUAUAAUUGAGUUUAAAGUAAAAAAUAUUAGUUAUGUUUCCCAAUUUGUAGAUUAUGUAAUAUUGGAUUUAGAGUUAAUUUCUUCACAAUUGCUAUGAGUUGCUUACAUUAUGUCCAAGCAACUACCUUUGGGAAUGUCUUUUUUAAUUAAACUCUUCAGACUUCUUAAAGAUAGGAAGAGGUGGGUUCUAUUGCAUACAGUUUGUGGGAAAGCCCUUGAUUACUGAGAAGCAUAAGCAAGUGGGGCAUUUAAUUUCUGUCUUCCAAAUAGCUUACUUUUUGGCUCUGCUCGAGGAGUAGGGGGAGUGUACAAGUAUUCUUAAAUUUCUAUAAUAUGGCUCCCAUUUUUUCUACACAGGUUUCUUUGCUCAGUCUGGCCAAUGAUCUUUUGAUUUUUCUGUAUUCACUGCCUGGGGUAUCCCACUGUGUAAAUCUCACUGAUGAUGUAGUGGUGCUUGAAAACACUCAUCUUAUUAGCUAAAUUUUAUUCUAAUCUAAUGUUUUUGAUAGUAUUCAUAUCAUGAUAUGUUUAAGGGACAAUCAAUAAUUAGAGCAAAGUAUUGAAGGUUCUCCUGUGAUGUGCAACAGGGUGUAUUUUCUUUGUUUUUGUGGAGAUGUUCCCUUCUAACUGUCUCUAUUCUUCAAGAACACUGUUCUAAAUUCAUCAUCAAAAGAUUUAGGGCUAGUGGCUCAUGGGAAAGUCUUCUGUAAUUUCCCUGAGGUGUGAGUUAUUGGAUUAUUCUAACAAAAGUUUUCCCAAAGGAUAGUUUUUAUGUUGACAUGCUUUGAGAAUCCGGAACUAGGUGGUUGGAUAUGAUGGCGGUAAGGGCGCACAAGAGGAAGAAAAAAGUUGUUGUAUCUCUAAAUAGUGAAAGCACACAGUAGCUGUUACCUUACACUGUGCUUCUGGCUGGAUUGUCUGGGAGACAAUCCAACCACUAAGUAGACCCUCUUUGGGAGAAGUAAGGACAGAGCCAGCAGUCUAUAUUGAUAAGGCAGAUAUGCCCAGAGGGGGAGAAUGUGCUUAACCAAGGACAAUCUGUAAGGGAUUAUAGCUGCAAAACAAGCCGUGUGCAUUGAGGUGAGUCAUGGCUGAAGCCAGCUGAAGAAAGCAGCACAGGGUGGCUAGGAUAACUUAGUCAAGCACAACUUGCCUUUCUCAUAUGGAAAACCAAAUUUAGUUCAGGAUUCUUAAACUGAAAGCAUAGAACUGAAAAUGUGCUCAGCUGAUGAGUGGGUUUCAGGAGGCCCCAUUUUCCUUGUUCAGCUAUACUCUUUUGAGUUGGGUUUUCAGCACUCUAGACAAUAACAGCUUGCUCUAGCUGGAAUUGAUGAUAAAUUCAGUACAAACUCUGGCAUCUAAACUAGAAUGCAAUGCCUAGUUCUGUGUCUCUAUCUUGAGUAUGUUACUACUAUUGGGAAAUUAGUUGAAUAUUUUGGUUUAUAUACUGGUUGUUGUCAUUUAUUACAUUUAUUCAUUCCACUAUUUGUUUAUGUUUGUCUCACUGUACAGUCACAGGUGUGGAGGCUGGUUUCAGCUUGGGGUGGUCACAAACUCUCAACAUAAGCCAUCUAGCUUCAGUCCAGGGUUCUUUCCAUUCUUAACAGCUCCACCAGUGGAUUCCCCAGCUCCCUGGAUAACAAAUAUUCCAGACAAAUGGCCAGAUUAAUGCUGCUCAGAGGCUGUUCGCUCAAGUCCUUGACAUGUUUCAUUUACAAUUAUGUGGAUUAUUUAUUUUAGGAGCUUUUCUUUUAAAAGGCCAAAUCACCCUACAGAUAAAUGAGCUGCUGGGCUGUGUAGAAAAUAUUGUCCAAAUGUUGCCAAAUAUUGACUUCAUAAAGGGGAUAUCAAGCUGCUGUUUAUAAAUCUGAAUGUCUUGAAAGCAUUCUAGCUUGCUCUCUCUGUUAUAGAUGGUGUCUUAGCCUGUCUUGAGUUUUUCCAAUGAACCCAAUUUUAAUAUAUGGUAUUUUUGUAUGCCAAACUGGUGUCUUGUCCUUUGUAUACGUGGUAAUGUUGAUUUUAUGACUACUGUUCAAACACAUUUGCUAUGAUUAAAAUUCAAUAUGGUUUCAAAUA
Heterocephalus glaber (naked mole-rat) is the source of this 8494-nucleotide messenger RNA. The record is from RefSeq and is a predicted model, not a curated record. NCBI's taxonomy places the organism in Eukaryota, Metazoa, Chordata, Mammalia, Rodentia, Bathyergidae.